CCAAAGAUGGCCCUGUUGGAGAUCAAACUCAUGUCUCAACUGUAGUCAAAGGUACUUACGGUUAUUCCGCUCCUGAGUACAUCAUGAGUAGUGCCCCUUAUACUUGUCCAAAUUAAUCCCCAGAUGAGCCCCAAAACUGUUUUUUUGGCCCCGAUCUGGUCUCAUUGACCUCAUUCACACAUCAAUCUCUUUCUCUAUGGUUUUUUGUCAUAUCUUAAAAGAUGUUCCACUUCUAACUCAUUCAGGGCAUUUAACCACGAGAUGUGAUGUUCAUGGCUUUGGGGUUGUGUUACUUGAGAUGCUAACUAGAAGGAGAGCAUUGGACACAAGAAGGCCUACUGGAGAGCUAAGUCUCGUGGAGUUUGUCCGACCUUGCUUAACUCGCAUCAAUAAGCUCUUCGAGAUAUUAGACCCGAGAAUGGAAGGCCAAUACUCCAAGAAGACAGCAGCACUAGUAGCACACUUGGUUGCGUCGACCAAAACCCAAAGGCAAGACUUGCUGUGAGUGAAGUGGUACAAAUUCUUGAAGCCAUUACUCAAGCAUAACAAAUCCGUGAUAAAAUAUUGAAGUGUAGAUGUCGCACUUGCCCAAGACCGACCGUGUGCAGAUAACAACACAACUCAAAUCUAAUUGUAAAGAAAGUUUUAUUCGCAGCAUUAAAGCCUUACAUCAUCCCUCUUUAUAAAUAGGGUAAGUUUAACAGACGUACAUAUAUAAGCAACUUUUGGACUAGUAACUUCUACUAAUUAGAAGAUUAUGCCUCAUACUAUGCCUACAGGUUAUUUUCUAAAUUCAUUUUCUAAAUUCAUAUUUAUCUUCUAGGAUUUUCUAUAUUUAUGACUGCUAAAAAAUGACUAGUAUCGUAUUUCAACAACUGGUCGCCUAAGUGUGACACUAACUAAGCUCAUGUGCAAAACUAUUUUGCUAAAGCCAACAACACAAAAAAUUGGUCGCUUAAGUGUGACACUGACUAAACAAAUGCAUAAUGCAGUUUGUCGUGCGGAGGCCACAUCUAUAGCGAAAGCCAAAACUGUCAAUGAUUUGAAAAGUCCAGGGGAAUGGGAUCUUGUUAUAUAUACGUACGAAGAAAUGAAAGUGUCAACCAAUUCCUUUCAAUCUGUUCCCAACAGAGGUGGUUUUGGCAUCGUUUAUGAAGGAUUCAUAGGUGAAAAUGUUAAAGUUGCAAUAGGAUAAAUUCGUUAAACUGCUGAAACGAAUUAGAUUAGCUAGAUGCGUUGAUAUAUAAGUCCAGGAAGUGACAUCAUAAGCCAAAUGCUUAAAUAAAAUAACAAAAUGACACUUCACCAAUUGUUAACUAUAUGUAAUAAUACUCUAUAAUAAUAACACCUGUAACAAUACUCUCCCCUUAACCCACUUUUUGCCCUCAAGAAGUGAGCUCGAUGAAUUUUGGAAAUUGCAGCAACAUCUCGUCCGAAUACUCCCAUGUAGCCUCCUCACCUAUCUGAUUUAACCUAUUGCAACUCUAACAUUUUCACCUAUGAAUCCUUCAUAAACGAUGCCAAAACCACCUCUGCAAAGAACAAAUUGAAAGGAAUUGGUUGCCACUUUCUUUUCUUCGUACGUAUAUAUAACAAAAUCCCAUUCCCCUGGACUUCUCAAAUCAUUGACAGUUUUGGCUUUCGCUAUAGAUGUGGCCUCUGCAUGACAAACUGCAUUAUGCAUGUGUUUAGUCAGUGUCGCACUCAAGCGACCAAUUGUUGGUGUUGUUGGCUUUAGCAAAAUAAUCUUGCCAAGUGUCACACUUCGGAAGGCCAAGCGUGCUACCAGUGCUGCUGUCUUCUUGGAAUAUUGGCCUUCCAUUCUCGGGUCUAAUAUCUCGAAGAGCCUAUUGAUGCGAGUUAAGCAAGGUCGGGCAAACUCCACGAGACUUAGCUCUCUAGUACGCCUUCUUGUGUCCAAUGCUUUCCUACUAGUUAGCAUCUAAAGUAACACAACCCCAAAGCCAUGAACAUCACAUCUCGUGGCUAAAUGCCCGGAAUGAGUUAGAAGUGGAACAUCUUUUAAGAUAUGACAAAAAACCAUAGAGAGAGAUUGAUGUGUGAAUUAGUUCAAUGGGACCAGUUUGAUGGGGGCCAAAAAACAAGUUUUGGGGCUCAUCUGGAGAUUAAUUUGGACAAGUAUAACGGGCACUACUCAUGAUGUACUCAGGAGCGGAAUAACUGUAAGUACCCUUG
Cuscuta campestris is the source of this 2196-nucleotide messenger RNA. The record is from the annotation of a GenBank genome assembly. Lineage: Eukaryota; Viridiplantae; Streptophyta; Magnoliopsida; Solanales; Convolvulaceae.